CCACCGCCCAUCGCCCCUCAAAGUUUCGAAGUCUCAAGUCGUGAUGAGCUUAUUAAAGAUGGCGGCCGCCCGGCCUGCUCAACCCAAAAGCUGUCACACAUCCUCGCUGAGCCCACGACCAGGUGCACGGCGAUUCUUCCAUGGCUCAGCGAUGACCCAGACACAGAGACUGGGACUGGAGAGAUAAAGACAGUUUUUUCAAGACAAUUCACGCGGUGGUGGAACUUUCGUAAAUCACAAUGGAGCAACCGAGGGCUUGACGAUAGUGAGGAGGGAUUCUCUGCGUUUCUUGAGGCAAACAGGCGCAGAUAUGAGGAGAUGGGUGCACAAGCGAUGGUGUCUGCCCCUUCGUUCAACGAGACCAUCCGGCGGCAGUGGCAACACAUGCCAACAUCCAAACAACUACCUGACGGCCAGUCGUUCUCCGCCUACAAAGACGCAGUCCAGACGCGUCUCACACCUCACCACUUCACUCGACGUCUUCAGUUGAAAAAGAAUCCACACCAACAGGAUGUGUGGACCAACUGGCUUGAGUAUCUCAAUUUUGAGAAAUGGUGUUUGGAGCCGUUGACUGCCACUGCAGAAUCUCUGGAGCAGCAAUUCCUGGAAUCCUGGAAGCUGCUCAGCGCAAGAGAUCCGGAUAGCAACAUCGCUUCAAGCAGGCCAUUGGAAGUGGCCCAAGCAGAACGGGAUGCGAGCAACAAAACGAUUCGCGACUUCAUUCGAGAGACAAAACCGUACAAGUGUGCGCAGGCAGCUGCCUUCUACCAAAGGCAUCGGGUGGAGUGGGUUAUCAGGGAAGCGCGUUUGAUGGAGGCUAAGAUGUCCCAGCAGAGAAAGAUGGCGAAGAGCAACACGAAGGACGACAAUACGAAAGAGAGCAAGAAGAGACGACGUGAUGACGAGGAAGAGAUAUCCCCCGAGUCACAAUCGAAGAGGGCCAAAGGACGAGUCGGUAGUGAAAAUGCAGCUUCGGGCGCAACAAGGGACAGGCCUCACACUCGAAGCGUUCGUCGGAGUGCUCGCCACACUGGCCUGCAAAACGGAAUUUGA
Trematosphaeria pertusa is the source of this 1053-nucleotide messenger RNA. RefSeq lists its product as uncharacterized. The annotation marks the transcript as partial. The record is from RefSeq and is a predicted model, not a curated record. The transcript is spliced from 2 exons. Lineage: Eukaryota; Fungi; Ascomycota; Dothideomycetes; Pleosporales; Trematosphaeriaceae.